AGUGCAGGAAAUGGCAAACUCCCAGUAUGAGGCAAAGCAUUCCCAUCGCUGCAAUUGGUCCACAGGAGCUAUAAAUUGGUCUCCUCCAGAAACAGAUCAAAAUUUGUCUUUGGGGAGGUCAGCUGGAAACUAAAGGCGCCAUGCAGAGAAAUGGUGCUGCCUUCCCUCAAACACUAGACCCCACACAUGACUUCCACAUCGCACUGCUGGAUCAGAGACGGAGGCUGCGUGGCCAAAUUGCUCACCUUCACAAGGCGGCUCGUAAACUCAGCAAGCUCCGACAAAGGUCCCUGAUUGCCAAUGUCAGUGGGAGCACCCUGACCGCUGCAGGAGCUGUCACAGCCAUCGUGGGGCUGUCCCUCAGCCCGGCAACACUGGGAGCCUCUCUCCUGGUGUCAGCUGUGGGUCUGGGUCUGGCCACAGCUGGGGGGGCUGUCAGCAUCACCUCCGAUCUCUCCUUAGUGCUUUGCAAUUCCCGGGAGGUGAGGAAGGUGCAGGAAAUCGCUAUGACUUGUCGGAAACAGAUGAGGGAAAUCCUUGGCUGCCUGGAGUUCCUCCGCCGAGGGCAGGGCCCAGGGGACCCCACACUGCGCCAGUCAGAGAAGAGAGCCUCCAUCUCGCUGUACAACUCCGUCUGCUUCAUGGUCUUCUGUGGCUCCCACAGCUUCCUCGUGCCAGAGUACACAAAGGAGGUCACUAAAGUGAGCCAGGCGGUGCUUAAGGCCAAAAUCCAGAAGCUGGCUGCCAACCUCGAGACCUGCACCAGAGCGAUGGAUGAAGUCUGUGAACUUCUUGAGUCGAGGACAGAGCUUUCCCCAUGCAUGAGGAGACCCAACUUGAAUGCUAAAAAGACUGCUGAGAUCCCAAGAUCAUCCAGCUUAAACAGUGUUUGCCCUAUAAUUAAAACCAGGCUUGGAGACAAUUAUUAAUUGUCACCAUUAGCACUGCUACCUGUUGCUAUUGUAAUAUUGGUGGUGUUAAUCUGCACAGGUGCACACAUCUCUCAUGUGCCUUAUCUAUAUCUGAACACAAACUCCUUCCUGAUAGGAAGCUAAAGCUUCCACACACACACCACCAACUGACAGUAGUCACCUCAUUCAGGUUGGAGGUUAUGAUGGACUGUUGUGUACACACCAGCAGAUCCCAGAGCUUGAAGGCAGCGGUAGAUGGCCAUUCCUCAGACCCAUGCUUCCCCAGCCAUCUGCCCAGCUCUGCUUCCCCAAGGCAGCAAAAAGUAGCAUGUCAGGAGGCUGAUGAAAUCCCUGCAGCCAUGGUGCUGAUUGAACCUGGUUUGUAAAUAACUUAUAAAUCUAUGAAUGGUAAAAGGGUUAGGGCACCCUCAAAAAACCAGCAGUUGCCAGUUCCUCAUAGAGUAUUGUCCAGUUACCGAGGUACAUUUGGAAAUGCUGUUGAAGGAAGCAUCUCCAGAUAUGACAGACUGUAUGGAUAGCUCAUCACCCCCAGGUGAAAUAGCAGGGCCAGAAAUUGUUAUCCAUUUUGAAGAAACCUCUGCAGGCUGAGAACUGUGAUGUUUGUGUUCUAUUUAUUUACACAGAAUUAUUUUAAGGUUCUGAUAUUGUAUUUAAAGAUGUAUUUUUUUUUCUUUUAUAAAGGAGGCCUCUGCUCCAAAGGAAAGCCGCUGUUCUUAGAGGCAAAGUAAGUCUGUGGCAUGUGAGAGCAAGUUACCUGUUCUUUGGCUGUGAGGGAAAGGAAGUCCCUAUAUGAAAGAAAAGCAUGGCUGGAAGGCUGGUAACUAUAAAAUAGGUGAAACAAGGUCAAACACUGAUGACAGAUCUUAUAAAUCAAAACAGGAGAAGGACAGGUCAGUGUUCCUGGGACCACAGCCUGCCUCAGGGCACUGGUGGAAGAAAGCAGUUAUAUCUCUUGCAUCAGGGAGGAAAAUGUAGGUUGGUGCUACUGGUCUGAGCUGGAGCACAGCUGUGAUGGAAGCACAUCUGAAAGGUGGAGGUGCCCCUCUCCAUGCAGUCAAGCAGCCUGUGAAACCCACAGUGGUUUGCCUGAGGGAGGAGGCAGCACUCAUGGAGAGCUACAUAUACUCGUAGCAGGGAAAGACUUCCCUUGUCCCAGGGAAGGCUUCAUGUUAGCAAAAUAUAUAUUGGUACUAAUACUCAAGAGGGGUGCAAAGGAAUAGCAUGAUUCAGCAGCAGAACACUUAUGAAGCAGGAGGAAGGGCUGGGUCUCUCCUUCAAGUGACUGUUCUGUUAAAGAUGUCCUUCAUGAUUUUUGACCCUUUCAGUGCCUCAGUUCUCUGUCUAAAAAUUGGGAUAGUAGUACUUCCCUACCUCAAAAGAAUGUUUCUGGGACAAAUAUUGAAAAGUGCUCAAGUAGUGUGAUGGUGGGGAUCACAUCAGCACCUGGAAGAAGUACAAGGAAGAGACCCCAGAAACUAGCUUGAGACAAGUAGAGGAGUUAAUGCAGGGAUAAUUCCCAGGGGUAAUUCCACCUCCACAGGUAGCCUCAGUGGAUAAGUGAAACUUCCCUGCAGAUGCAUGUAUCAAAAUGAUUAGAAAAACUCACUCUGUAAUUCUGUAACACUGAGCAAACUCUGGAGAAGGGCAACAAUCCAUCUCAGAGAGUUUGAAUCCUUGUCCUUUUCGUCUCUUCCUUUUGUGACAUCAACAUAUGUUUUUUUCACAUAAGAACAAAAGCCUUGGCUCCUCAGAGUGUGACUCAGAUGCUUGUAAUGCCCGUUUCUGCCAAAAAUGAACAACUACACUGUUGGUUUAAUUAAAUUAAUAUGAAGCA
Messenger RNA from Pezoporus occidentalis (night parrot), 2766 nucleotides. It is a transcript of the gene APOLD1, whose product is annotated as apolipoprotein L domain containing 1. Gene Ontology annotation, biological process: regulation of endothelial cell differentiation; lipoprotein metabolic process; lipid transport. The coding region runs from base 141 to 929 and encodes 262 amino acids. The transcript is spliced from 2 exons. Lineage: Eukaryota; Metazoa; Chordata; Aves; Psittaciformes; Psittacidae. Gene Ontology annotation, molecular function: lipid binding. The record is from RefSeq and is a predicted model, not a curated record. Gene Ontology annotation, cellular component: extracellular region; membrane.